AUGCUAAGACGUUUAAGUUUAAGCCAUUCUCUCCAGGAUGAAGAAGUUGUAAGGUACAAAAAUCAAUUGGAAUUGGUUGAAAACCAUUAUGAGGAGGUUGCCAAGUUCUUCGAGAAAUACGCUAAAACUACUGAAAAAAUGGGAAGAAAAGGUAACAACUUGGCUAAUACUAUAUUGACUAGUUUCGAGGAUUUGGAGCAACAAAACAUUGUGAUACAAGCUACAAAGUUUACAAAUUGCUUAACGUCUGUACAGAGGGAUCGAGAAGAGUUAGCUAGCGAACUGCGCGAACGUAUUGCAAGCGAUUUUCGAGUUUAUGAGACAAAACGUAGCGAAACGAAGAAAGAAGUGAGAGACUACAACCAUUUGCUAGUCAAAGAACACAACGAAAAAGCCGAUCUGCUACGAUUACAAGGGAAAUACCCCACAAACACAAGAAAGAUAAUAGAGACAAAGGUACGACUGGAAAAAGCUGAAAUCAUGACGAGAAAUGCCAGGAACUUAUUACACCAACAAAUGGAAGAUUUUGAGAAGCAAAAGCUGAAUGACUGUGGGCGGAUACUACGAGAGUUUGUUACUUUGGAAAUGCAGUUCCACGCUCGUGUUCUUCAGACCUACACAAAAGCUCACCAACACUUGAUGAAAAUCCAUGAUUCUCAGAGUGAUACUGGACAACACGAUUAUAUCUCUGAGCUGAAGAAUGACCGGGACUCGAACAGUACGCUGAAUGGUGUAACGCCUUUCAAAAGUAAAGGAAAAGACUCUAAACUAUCCUUAAGUGACCUUUUUUAA
Molecule: messenger RNA, 792 nt
Organism: Actinia tenebrosa (Australian red waratah sea anemone)
Lineage: Eukaryota; Metazoa; Cnidaria; Anthozoa; Actiniaria; Actiniidae
Product: CBY1-interacting BAR domain-containing protein 1-like
Biological process (GO): cilium assembly
Cellular component (GO): ciliary transition zone; ciliary basal body
Source: RefSeq, a predicted model, not a curated record